Messenger RNA from Cannabis sativa, 1732 nucleotides. RefSeq names its product protein RETICULATA-RELATED 4, chloroplastic. The transcript is spliced from 8 exons. The record is from RefSeq and is a predicted model, not a curated record. NCBI's taxonomy places the organism in Eukaryota, Viridiplantae, Streptophyta, Magnoliopsida, Rosales, Cannabaceae. Bases 170 to 1333 code for a protein of 387 amino acids.
ACUCUCGUCAAACAAACAAAUCCCCCUAAAGCUUUUGUCAAAAAAAGAAUCUCUCUAAAGGUAAAGUCUAUAUAAAUAAAUAAGAAGGAAGAAACCCAACACACACAGUAGUAGGGAGGUAGAUUUCCAUUUGUGUGCGCCACCAAACUACAACCUCCCCAAAUCCUCAAUGGCGAUCGCCUUUUGCCUCUCUCCAGCUUCCUCUUCUUCAUCGUUAUCAUUUUCUAAUCUCAAUCCCCACCGUUCACUUCUCUCAUCGUCUUCAUCGUCCCAUCUUCACCUUCGUUUCUCUUCCGCAACCGUUAACUCCCUUACCUAUCCCAACAGCCGCAGUUUGUCUCAUUUUGUUGCUGCUUCCACCGGUGGCGGAGUGGGUGGAUUCAACGGUGGAGGAUCUUCAGGUGGCGGCGGCGGCGGCGGUGAUGAUCACGGCGACGACGGUGGUGAAUCCGACGAAAAUGCAGGCGGAAAGAACAGAGCGGAGGCUUUUUUGGUUCUUAAAGAAGCGGGGAGGUCUCUGGAGAGUUUGCCUAAGGACUUGGCGGCGGCUAUUGAGGCGGGGCGGAUUCCUGGGUUGGUUGUCAGUAGGUACUUUGCGCUUGAGAAGUCGGGAUUGAUCCGGUGGCUGAUGCAGUUCGCUGGAUUUAGGGAGAGGCUUUUGGCUGACGAUUUGUUCUUGGCUAAGGUUGCUAUGGAGUGCGGUGUUGGAAUGUUCACUAAGACUGCUGCUGAGUAUGAGCGCCGAAGGGAAAACUUUUUCAAUGAGCUUGAAGUUGUUUUUGCAGAUGUGGUAAUGGCCAUAAUUGCAGAUUUCAUGCUUGUUUUUCUUCCUGCCCCCACUGUUUCUCUACGACCUGCGCUUGCACUCAAUGCAGGAUUCAUUGCCAAGUUUUUCCAUAACUGCCCUGAUAACGCCUUCCAGAUUGCUCUCUCUGGAACAUCAUAUUCAGUAAUGCAGAGAAUUGGUGCCAUAUUGCGCAAUGGUACCAAGCUUUUUGCAGUUGGCACUGCUUCAUCACUGGUUGGUACGGUUGUGACAAAUGCCUUGAUUAAUGCAAAGAAGGCAGUAAAUAAGGAUGCUGCUGUUGAAGUUGAGAAUGUGCCUAUAGUAUCCACCAGUGUUGCCUACGGUGUGUACAUGGCAGUUUCUAGCAACCUCAGGUAUCAAGUAUUGGCCGGUGUUAUUGAACAGCGUUUCUUGGAACCCUUACUACACCAACACAAGCUCAUGCUAAGUGCAAUGUGCUUUGCUGUUAGGACUGGCAAUACAUUCUUGGGUUCAUUAUUGUGGGUGGACUACGCUCGUUGGAUAGGAAUCCAGAAAUCCCAUUAGUAAUUGUUGGUUCGCCUUCACUGCCAUUUCUAUUUUUCUUUAUUUAAAAGGAAUCAUAUAGAGUGAAGUUAGUCUCCCUUGCUCCACUACAGAGAUGUUGUAAAAGAAUGGCAAAUUGCUAAAAAUUGGAUUUGUGGGGGAGUUUUUGGUGCUUAGGAUGCUUUGGAUAUUCUUUGUCGUAGUACAUUUACAGCUCUUGACAGUGCUAACACAUGGGAUUUUGAUAAUUAGUUUCUGGUCCAUUAUAAUUUCAACCCCAUUCAUGAGGAUUUGUGGUACACUGUUACAUAAACUUGAAUUGUUGUUGUUUUCUUUAUUAUGGAAUGAGUUUUUGUAAUUAUUGAAGAGAUCUGUAUUCUGUGGUUCGAGCAAAUUACUAUAGUUUUAUGGCUCCAAAAA